Molecule: messenger RNA, 549 nt
Organism: Haliotis rubra (blacklip abalone)
Lineage: Eukaryota; Metazoa; Mollusca; Gastropoda; Lepetellida; Haliotidae
Exons: 4
Coding region: 98-532 (144 amino acids)
Cellular component (GO): extracellular region
Molecular function (GO): chitin binding
Source: RefSeq, a predicted model, not a curated record
UGUCUUAUCUAAUUUCACAAUUGCACUCGUGCUUGUGGCUUCCCAUGAAGGGCAGACAUACUUAUCCUGGUAGUUACCUGCUGUAUUUCAACUGAACAUGUCAGACAUGCUGUUCUUGACCGUUCUGCUUGGAAUCAUUGCAGUGACCGCCGGCUUAGACUGUACUGGCCAACCAAAUGGCAUAUAUGAGUACACCUGCUUCUCAUACGUGACUUGUUACCAAGGCGUGGCAACUGAGAUCCUGUGUAACAGUACAGAUGUGUUCGAUCCUGACCAAGCGAGAUGCGUGACCCCUGUUGACGGGUUCUGGCCAUGCGCUGAUGUUGUCAACUGCAUGAACCAAGCCGAUAACAGAUACCCUGACUACAACAACGGCUGCCAUACCUACUACACCUGUCACAAAGGAUUCUUCCUGGGACACAACUUCUGUCCUCCGUCUCUUGUGUUCGACUUUAAUCAUCAGCUCUGCAACUGGCACUUCAACGUCGUACCGCCCUGUGGGACGUGUACUGAUCCCGAAUGUUUGGUGUAGUAAAUGAUGACACAGGA